Molecule: messenger RNA, 896 nt
Organism: Monosiga brevicollis MX1
Lineage: Eukaryota; Choanoflagellata; Craspedida; Salpingoecidae
Exons: 3
Coding region: 1-495 (164 amino acids)
Cellular component (GO): ribosome
Molecular function (GO): structural constituent of ribosome
Source: RefSeq, a predicted model, not a curated record
AUGUGUCCACUGAAUCUUUGGGAGGGGGCUGCCAUUGUCUGUUUCUUUUGUGCCGUUUUUGGGACGAUGCCUACCAAAGGAGGAGUGGCAGCCUUUGAGGACGGAGCUUACCUUCGACCAAAACCCAUCAACACCGACAUCAUGGUUCACAUUUUCAUCUUGAAGCAGGACGGCGGCAAGUGGACUUCCAAGUGCACGACCGAUGAGGACUUUGCCGUGGCCGAGGGUGCGACCGCCCUCGAGCUCGAGAAGACCUUGAAGGAGAAGGUGCGCGAGGCCAACUCGUGGACUGGCCCCAUGAUGGUCAACAACAGCCCCGUGACCCCCAAGUCGGCUGUGCUGAUCUGCCACCUGGGUGGCGGUUCGGCCGCUUCGGGAGCCGCCGCUGCUGAGGGAGCCGCCGGCGACGACAAGGCAGCCGCCGCUGCCAAGCAGGCCGAGCCCGAGUCUGAGUCUGAGGACGAGGCCAUGGGUGGAUUUGACCUCUUUGACUAAGCGUUGCUGAAGAGCCUCGUCUUGGUUCAGACUGCUUCCAAGAGCUUAGUAGAGCACACACCUGUUAGAUAUGGUGUGUGAUCUCGUCUCAACCUCGAGCGCUUGCCUCCCCCUUUUUUUUGUGGGAGCAGCUGUUCGAGGUUGUCCCUGUUUUAGUCAGGGGCCGUGUUAGGCAGGGCCUUUGCGUAUGAGCGGUCCUUUCCUUGUUGUCGAUCGUUUUCAAGCCGUGCGCCUUUGUGGUCUGGAGCAAAGCGCUGGGCCAAGGGGUAGGGGGUUUCCUUUUUUUUUUUUCGGUUAUCGGUUUGGGUUUGACCGCCCUUCUUGAGCACAACUCCUCCUCUCUCCCAUUCGCUUUCUUCUCCUGCGAGCCACAAUGUGGCACAAAUCGACACCGAGCUCUG